This is a messenger RNA of Echinostoma caproni, 2076 nucleotides long. The record is from the annotation of a GenBank genome assembly. Lineage: Eukaryota; Metazoa; Platyhelminthes; Trematoda; Plagiorchiida; Echinostomatidae.
AUGGUUUUCGUGCGAUUUAGAAAGCUUUGUGUAUUGUUGCAAACUCAAACUUAUUUGAUCAAAGCACGCUUGGGAGACGAUAAAAAUCCGGUUAUCUUCUCGCAUACAUUCGAAGUACUGUUUUUCAAAAUUGAAUUAUUUCAACUUCACUUGGGCUCCCUCGAGAAAAAAGAUUUUCUGCGUGAACAGUUUAUGAACCACUCUAGCCCAGAUGAAGCUUUCUCUCAGGACGGCGGCAGAACACAAUCUUUUCCCCAUCCGUUUCCACCGGAAACAUCUGACGGUCUUGAUCAAUUUGUCAGUGAGCUACCAAAAACGUGCCCGGCACAGCGCAAGUGGCCUGCCAACCCUGUUCUGGAAUCGGAGGCUAGCGUCGAACCUGAAUUGCGCAAAUCGAAUUUGCUCUCAGAGGCCGCCGAUGUGAUCAUUUCCACACAACAAGAGCAACACGACAAGGCACAGAAGACACAGUCCCCUACUUUGCGACAUCCCUGGGCAUUGGCACCAUUGGCACAACUUGAGCACGAUCCGGACCUCACAUUACCACGGACGAAAAAAUUGAACAAGCAGGAAGCCACGACCACAGGAAUGCAACGUGCGUCGGUCGAGGCGGACCCCUCGAUGACUGAACGUCCAUGUGCAACAGUGACCACGAAGCAUUCACAACCGAUUUCCCCAGGACGCGAGAAACCCAAAAUUCUCGACUUACGUCGCACCACCCCUAGACAACUCAAACAACAUCACCACAAACAAGGCGGAACUGAUGCCAAAGUGUCCAAUUCACUGACAAAUGUGAAUGAGAAAUACAAAACUGUGCCCACUCCCGACUCGGCUACCAAAUCGAAUCCGAGCGAGCUCGCCUCAUCACUGAUUCGGACAGCCAGUUUACACUUGCGGUCCACUUGGUCUAAACUGAAGCGUUCCAACAGUGGACAUUCGACCAAAUCGCAAUCGAACAGUUCGACGAGUUUACGUGAACGUCGAUGCUCUGACCCGUCUACUCGGGGUUUACCAUUUGAGAGUGAAGAGAUGGGCCCCGGUAAACAACCGAAUCAUCAUCAUCAACAAUAUCCCCAUGCGCAUCAGCAGCAACAAAAUUACCAACACCUAACAAAAGAUGAUGAUUGGGGCAAAUCACAGGUAGUUACAGUCCCACCUAGAGUCUCUAGUUUAAAGGGGCCUCCACCGAGAACCACCAGUCCUUCCACAACCCCUCAAACUCGUCAUCGUGUGGCCAGUGCCCCAGAUGAAUCACCACCCCCGCCACCUGGAUGUAGCAAAUGGUCAACACGUUUGGAUCCUCCACCCCCAGUGUCAAACGGUCGACCGAUUGCGCAUACCCAGGGCCCUGUUGUGUUUAAACAUAUUCAACGAAACCGAAGUUCCGAUCUCUCACCCUCGGAUAGUGACAAGUCCAAGUCUGGAGGUCAAGCCAUUUCUCGAGUGGAAUGGAAGCCUUCCGGUCAUGGAUUAGGUGCAACCACAUUUAGUUCGCUCCCGACAGGUAAUUCGGAUGACUUGAAUUUGUUAUCUGACGACUGUGUAGAUGUAGGUGAGUUGGGACGAAUCAACUUCCGAACCGGCAGUUUUAUGGGCCGAUAUCCACAAUCCCGGGGUGGAGGUCAAACUGUCCGGUAUCCGCAAAUCACCGGUCCUGUGAGCACACAGGUACACCAUAGACAUGUACAACAGGCCAGCACCACACCGAGUCGUUUAUCCCCAUCUCGGCCGUUGUAUCUUUCCCCGCCCUAUCUGGCGCAAUCCUCAGGGAAUACCACACGCUCCGCUCCUUCACCUAGUCUUUCCUCAAUGACUUCCACAUCGGGUCCAGUUGUUCCAGAGCCAGUUGUACACAGAAGUAAACAAAUGUCCGGUUCUCGGAUUCCUAACAAAACUCAACAGAACCGAGCACAUGAUGUAACAUCACCAUCGACCUCUCUCAUGCCAAAUUCCACGAUACCCGGUUCAACGAACGCGGCUUCCUUCCUCGAAUUGGAUCCGGUUCUAGCUCGACUGCUAUCUGAUGUGUCCAGUCUGGAUGAAUAUCGUUCAGCUCUUCGGCCUCAGGGUAAUUAG